Messenger RNA from Trichogramma pretiosum, 568 nucleotides. RefSeq lists its product as uncharacterized. The record is from RefSeq and is a predicted model, not a curated record. Bases 22 to 465 code for a protein of 147 amino acids. Lineage: Eukaryota; Metazoa; Arthropoda; Insecta; Hymenoptera; Trichogrammatidae. The transcript is spliced from 2 exons.
CUGGAAGUAGCUUCUCUGAUUAUGAUGAUCGUCGAGCACCUUGAGAGACGAGGAUACGCAUACGCACCGAACCGAAGUGACGUGCUGACGAUCGUUAAACUUUUAUCAAAGCACGAAUGGUUCAACAAGUUCAGUAUUGAAUAUUGGCUCAGCAACGCAGACUUCGUGAUCAAGGCGAAGGAGUUGAAGAUGAAGCCGAGCCUGUCGCUCUACGACUUCGUUCGUCUGCCAGCGGAACAGGCGACGAAAUUAGUCACUUAUAAGGAGUACUUCAAGUUCGUGCAGAAGUCCAGUUAUCGUUCACUAACAGAACCUCUCGGCCAGACGUGCUCGGCAUACAUCUUCGAAAUUAUGUUGAAUGGAUUUUGCCGCCGAUGGGCCAAGGCAUUUGCCGUGUCAUUAGAGGAUUCAUCUUGUGAAGACAUUAUAAAGAACAUAUGCUCGGCAGCAAAAACCAUUGCAUAAAUGAAACAACGAGGCCCAAACGCAUGAUGCCGUUAGCAAAGGCAAAGCAAGGUAAUACACGAAGAAUUAUUAACAAUGUUGAAAUAUUUUUGUAAGUGUGCAC